Messenger RNA from Ixodes scapularis (black-legged tick), 1651 nucleotides. RefSeq names its product cytochrome P450 3A8-like. Bases 83 to 1651 code for a protein of 522 amino acids. The record is from RefSeq and is a predicted model, not a curated record. Lineage: Eukaryota; Metazoa; Arthropoda; Arachnida; Ixodida; Ixodidae. The transcript is spliced from 14 exons. Gene Ontology annotation, molecular function: monooxygenase activity; heme binding; iron ion binding.
AUUUGAGAAGGUGGCAGGAGUGUGCUAUUCCGCAUAAUUGCGUCGUUCUGAGCGCCCCGAACGAGGCGUCGACGGGCGAAAGAUGAAGCUCCUGGGCGUUCCGGAUUGGAUCAUCUUGGUGGCGACAGCCCUCGUCCUGCUGUACUUGUAUGCAGCCCGAUACAGGAAUUACUGGAAAGAGCAGAAUGUCGUCCAUGAAGACUUUUCACUCAUAUUUGCCACAGCAAAACAAAUGUUGUUCAAGCCUUUUUUUCAAAUGGACCUUGAUAGGUACACCAAGUACGGGAGAUUGUUUGGAGCGUACGAGGGCGGGAAGCCCGUGCUCUUCGUGGCUGAUCCGGAAUUGGUGAAGCUCGUACUCGUCAAGGACUUCGCUUCCUUGCCCAAUAGGAGGAUCUUAAGUUUCGGCGAUUCACUCUUGGAGAACAUGAUGAGCAUCCUCCCUGUUGACAAGUGGAGGCGGAUCCGACCGGCAGCCAGCCCAGCGUUUGCUGCGGGAAAGCUACGCAAGAUGAAUUCCUUAAUAGCGGACUGCGCCCGAACAACAGCGGAACACUUGAAAGAAACGGCCGAAAAGGAGGGAGAACUGGAGUUGAAGCAAUUCUACGCGAACUACGCCCUCGAUGUGAUUGCCAGGUGCGCAUUCGCCACCCGACUGGACUCGCACAGUGAUGAGACCAACGAGUUUGUAACCAAAGCCAAGCAGGCAAUUUCAAGCGGAAUAACACUGCGACUAGUUGUAGCUUUUUUGUUCCCCAAGGUUUUCAAACUUUUGAAACUGAAGGCUCUCAACACUGAAGUAUUUCUUUACUUCAAGAACCUCUGCCUCAAAAUAAUCGCCAAUCGCAAAGAAACCCGAGGUCGGCAAGACGAUUUCUUGCAACUUAUGAUGGACGCCCAAGACGGUGUCCUUGAAGCUGCGGCUGAAUCUACAUCAUCGGCCAACGAGAAACUCUUCAAUCUGGACUCGGAGAUCAAGGCGGACACCUCGUUCGAGGGAGGUGCUAAAGCCUUAACUGAAGAGGAGGCCAUGGCGCAGUGCAUUCUCUUCUUUGUCGCCGGUCAAGAGUCGACGUCAUCCGUGCUCGCAUUUACCCUCUACCUCCUUGCGCUGCAUCCCGAAGUUCAAGCCAAGCUGAGGGAAGAAGCCGACGAAUGUUUCCGUCAGCAUGGGCCCGAUCCAAGCUUGGAUAUCAUCUCAAAACUCAAGUACCUUCACGGGGUCGUGUCAGAAUCCCUGAGAAUGUUUCCUCCCGGACCAAGGUUGGAGCGAUAUGGUCCAAGCGACUAUGGUCUGGGUGACACCGGAAUAAAAAUUCCAAAAGACUGCGUGAUUGCCGUACCAGUUUAUGCGAUGCAUCACGACCCAGACUAUUUCCCCGACCCAUCAAAGUUUGAUCCCGACAGGUUCAGCGAGGAGAACAUCGAUAACAUUCGCCCGUACACAUACCUUCCUUUUGGAGCGGGGCCACGGAACUGCAUCGGCAUGAGGUUCGCCUUGGAGGCGGUCAAGCUGUCCCUCCUGCACUCCGUCCACAGCGUCGAAUUCGUUCGUACAAACAACACUAAGGUUCCCCUCGAAUUUGUCACUGGAUUUUUGGCUUUCAACGCCAAGAAUAUCACAAUCGGAAUUAGGAAGAGAUCCGCGUGA